UUUCCGGCCGUUCCGGAAGUUUGCUUCCACUACAGCUGCUUGAUAAAGCAGGGCUGCGUAUGGACGCCACGCAACAGAUCGAGGUUUCUUACUCUGAGGAAGAAAACGGUGACGAUGAAGGAGGAGACGAAAGAGAACCGGUAGCUGCUUUGAAAGUGUUCAGAAAUAACCACAUCCCAGAGAGAGUGAUUCCCCUUUACCUGGGAGACAAUGUUCUGGGACGGGACCCUGCCUUUUGCUGCGCAUCACUCCCGGUCCCUUCUGUAUCGGGGCGCCAUGCUGUCAUCUCCAUCUCUGUGCUCCGCCCUCAUGACCGUCGCCUCGGAGACGGCGAGGCCACAGAGGCCCUGGUGUGGGACCUGGGCAGUCUGAACGGCACACGGAAGGGGCGCUUGAAGCUGACCCCACACGUGCGCUACGCGCUGGCCAAUGGCGACGGCUUGGUGCUCGCCGAUCUGCCCUGCCAGUUCGUCGGCCCAGAGAGCGCUGCGAGACUCACCAGCGAGGCCGCUCCGCACGAAAGGGCAGCGGAGGGGAAAGUGCCGCCCCAGGGAGAUGGCCCCGGAGAAGGGAGUGGGGGGCGGGUGCAGAACAGUGGAGAGGGUGGAGCAUCGCCUCCGCCACCAGAGUGCAAGGCAGAACUGAAGCAGAAUGAUCAGGCACUGCCCAAAACCUCCCCGCAGCCAGAGAAGACCAUAGUGCCCGAGUCUGACUCGGAAUCCGAGGAAGACAAGGGCAGAUGGAGAAGGAGGAGGAUUCUGGGCGCUGUUUCUUCUGACCUGUCAGGCCCAAUGUGUUCAACGCUCCUGACCCCAGCCAACAAAGUCAUUCCAGAGAGUGAAGACGAGAGCUCUGUUGCUCUGCCCUCGGCCCUGGCAGGGAGAUCAGUCAAGAGUGAUGCUUCCUCAGACUCCAGACCUGCCCCACUCAACUUCAGCCUGGACAGUGACACCAACGCUGAGGAAGAGGAGGUAGAUAUGACAAAGGGCGGGCCUGCCGCCAUGGCAACGCAGGCAGAUCUGGUUAACCCAGACGAUUUCCACGUGGACAGUGAUACCGACGUAGAGGAAGGAGAGGUGGGGAAACCCAAGGUUUCAUCCGGAACCACACCACAAGGCUCGGACCCUGAAGCUGGCGUUUCCGUGGAAACAGAUGUAAAGGAGGAUUGUCCCGCUAGAACCAAAACACGUGCACCUCUAGGAACGACGGCGGCUGUAGAACAGGUGCUGACGAGUCCGGCGGUACUUCCGCCUGUCGGUUUCCGCCUGGACAGCGACACCGAUACAGAAGAUGAGGCGGACAGGCUCACGGGAGACUCGCGUCUAGAGACCCCAGCCGCCGGACCCCCGGAGCUCGGAGCAGGCAUCCACGUGGCCAGCAACUCGCGCACAGAGGUGGAGAAGAAGACGGCGUGGGUCACGCGCGCGGACUCCAGCAGCGACACCAACGAUGAGGAUCCAUUCGAAUCCCGACCGGACGAAACCGCGAGGGCGCCGGCAGGCGAGGCCGUGCGGCCUCGCUCCGACAGCGACACAGACCUGGAGGGUGACCCUGCCCGGGCCAAAACCCCUACGGUGUCUGAUGAAACGCUACGCUGUGCCCAAACCGUCCUGGCCCGGCCUCCGGGUGAGCGAGCGCUGUUCAGGAUGGACAGCGACACGGAUGUGGAGGAGGAAGAGAGGAUGGAGGGAGAGAAGGGGUGUGUACAGGCAGCAGCGUGGCUUGUUCAGUCUUCUACGCCACGAGGAGCAGGAUUGUCUGAAGAGGAAGUAGAAACUCAAGCGUUCUUCAGUCCCUCACAGACAGUCAAGCGUCCGACCCUGCCCUCUCCUCUCCACACUUUGGAGGUUGCCGUGGCUGAGACUCAGUCCUUCAUGUCUGAUGCUUCCCUUGGGGACGCCACGUUGGAAGAGACACCCGCAUCCCAGAGGAGCCCCAGGAAACAGCCCUCUCGCGGGGGGUCAUCCUUCUGUCUGAGCCUUUCCGACAGCAGCCAGCAACAGCCAGAGUCCGCGGAGUGCGCCCUGGCUCCGGGUCUGCCGGAGGACGACUGGGACCUGCAGGCCACGCAGGCCUACGGUAACACUUCAGGAAUUCCCUGUGACCCUGACCCUGGCUGGAAACUGCUAAAAUGUCCACCAUUUGCUUUUUCCAACUCUGAUCCGUUUUCUGUGAUGCCGAACUCCUCUGCUUGUCAUCUCUGGUGUUUCCUGACUGUGAGGGACUCAGGAGGCAGAGAUGUGGGGGUGGGGCAGAAGCUGCCGCACCUGGAACCCACUCAGGCGUACGGAGGCAGGCUGGACCAAGAGCAGGAACCUGGGGAGGCCGUGCAGGAGGCGAUCCAGCCACUGGACACUCUGGCCCUCUGCCGCCUCUCUGCUGCGGAAACUCAGCUCCUCGCCGGGGCACGGAAAGAAGACGGUGGUGGUCCAGGAGGGGCGGAGGAGGAGGAGGUGGAGCUGAUGGAUUCACAUCUCUCCACUGCGGAGACUCUGCUGCUUAUCAGGAGCCCGAGGCAGGAGGAGCAGUCUCAACUCUACGUCCUGCUUCGAACUCCGUCACUGGAGGAGGAAGAGGAGGAAGCACCUAGCAGGGAAACAGGGUCUACUGGCAGACCUUGCAGGGAAGGACCUACUGAGCCUGUUGCUCACCGUCAUGUCACCACUGCUGAAACACAACCCAUUUGUGAGGAUGAGGAGAAACAGGAGGAAGAGCAACAGACCGAGCCCAGGUCUGGCAGGAGCUCUCGUAGGGGGGGACGGAUCGCUACAGUCAAGCCAACACAGGCUCUCGAACCCGUGGGCGAGGAUGAGGAGGUACAGGAGGAAGAGCCCAGAUCUAGCAGGAGAUCUCGUAGGGGGUGGAGGGUGGAGUCGGAGCCCACGCAGCCUAUUGGGCCCGAUGCCAUGUCUGCGGGAGGAGCCUCGGAGAGGAAGAGAGGAAGAACGCAGGAGGAGGAAGAGGGGGAGAACAGUGCAAAGGUGGACAGGAGGAGGGACGGAAGGGGAAGGAGCGCCGGACUGAAAUCCAAAGACGAGGAAGACGGCCAGGAGCAGGAGGAGAGGGCGGCCCAGGAGGAGCGAGAGGAGGGGUUAAGAGAGAGAGCGGAGCACAAGGACCAGGAGGAGAGAGGGAGGACUGAGCGAGAACUGAAGGAGAGGCAUGAGGGAGAGGAGAAAGAAAAGGAAGAAGGAGAACGGAGGAGAAGGGAAGAGGAGGAAAGAGAGGGAAUAGAGAAGGAAAGAAAGGCAAGAGAAGAGAGGGAGAGACUGGACAAGGAGAGAGAAGAGGAGGAGAGGUUGGAAAAGGAGCAGAAAGAGAGAGAAGAGAGGGAGAGGAUAGAAAAGGAGAGAGAAGAGGAGGAGAGGUUGGAAAAGGAGAGGAAAGAGAGAGAAGAGAGGGAGAGAGAAGACAAACUUGAAAAAGAGAAAAAAGAACAGGAAGAAAAGGUUCAAUCAGAGAGAGAAAGAACAGAGAGAAAAAUGAGGGGAAAAGAGAAGAAGGAAAGAGAAGAACUUGAGCAAAAACCUGAAAAAGAAAAAAGACAACAAGAAUCAAAUGCCAGAGUAGCAAGAGGGAGAAGGAAGAGAGAAGAACAAUUAGAACUAGAGUUAAGAGAGAAGAGAAUGGAAACAGAAGAAGAAGAACUGGAAAGGCACCAAAAGGAGAACAAAAAGAGAGAAGACAAGGAGGAAGAAGAAGCAGAGAUGCAAAAGAGACGAUCUCAAAGGCAACGAAAAACCCUGCUGGGAAGGAAAGCGAGAGAGCUCGAGAAAGAGGGUCAUCAGGAAUUGGGCGAGGGCGUUCCAUGCAGAGGGGAUGCUCAGGGAACAUCACUGGAGAGGGCAACGGAGCAAGGAGAGACAGGGAACCAAGAAAGGGAAGGUGUGAAGAGGAAAACCCCAGAGGAAGAACAAGAAAAAGGCGACGUGAAGCCCAGACGAGGCAGAUGCCAAACAAGGAAAUCUGUAGUGCCCCCUGCUGGUCCGGAGAGCUCGAUGCCUCCGGACCACAGCGAAGGAAUCUUGGCUAAAAGGACUCGCUCCAACUCCUCCCACUCGGAGCAUUUUACAUCCGUCGACGCAGAGCAAACCCGAGGCAAGGGGAGGAAGACGACUAAAGUGGAGGCUGAUAACGGUAAGCCACUGGGCAAGAGAAGAGCCGCCACAGUGUCCUCUAGUGGCAUGGAGGACACACUGCGGGACUCUGCUGCUGGUACUCUGUCUCGGUCCACCUCCAGGAGCUCGGAGAGAUCUAGCAACGUAUCGGCCACUCAGAGCAGAGGCAGAGGAGGGAGAGGGAUGAAGAGUGAGUUAGCAGAAGAGGAAGGUCCACGUUCAGUGGCUGCUGGGAGGGGGAGGGGGAGGGGAAGGGGGAGAGGGAGAGGUGUGCAACAUACUCCGGUGGGUGAUGCCAAAGUUGGGGCGACUUAUGGGGCCCACCACGUGAAAGAAGAGUCUGGGGACAUAUCCGGCACUGAAGCAAGUGUUAUGAGCCCAGCCUGCAGCAGGGGGCGGAAGAGAGCCGCUGCUCCCACCACAGGAACCGCGGGAGCCGCUCAGCCAACCCCAAAGACCCCCCGCCGCUCCGUAGCCGCUCAGACGCACAAGAUCCUCUUUACAGGGGUGGUGGACGAGGAUGGGGAGCAGGUGGUGCAGCAGUUGGGUGGAGGCCUGGCCAAAGGCGUGGCUGAUAUGACCCACCUGGUGACCGAUAAGGUCCGCCGCACAGUCAAGUUCCUGUGCGCUGUAGCCAGGGGCGUGCCUAUCGUCACCCCUGAUUGGCUGGCCAAGAGCGGUACAACGGGGAGCUUCGUCUCGCCUAAUGAGUACCUGGUGAAAGAUAAGGAGCAGGAGAAGAAAUUUAACUUCAGUCUGCAGGAAGCGCUCAGAGCGGCCCAGGAGAAACCCUUACUCCAGGGUUACGAGAUCCACGUGACGCCAUCUGUGAAACCAGAACUGCCACAGAUGAAGGAGAUCAUCACCUGCUGUGGAGCACGCUACCUUCCCAAGAUGCCUUCUACACCCAAGGUUGGGACGGUGGUGGUGUCGUGUGAAGAAGACCGAGCCCUGUGUGAGAGCGCGCUCAGCGUGCGCGUGCCCGUGGUCAGCGCGGAGUUUCUUCUCACCGGCAUCCUGCAGCAGAGAGCGGACACGCACACCCACGCUCUCCCGGCGUCUUCCGCCGCCACGCCCAAACCUUCCUCUGGAGGCCGCAAAAAAUAGUCCUGCUGCGAACCAGACCUGGUACUAUUAGGACCGUGAGCCAAAACGUUUUCCCCUUGCAGAUCAUGUUUUUUUUGGGGGGGGUUUUAACUCAAAGCUGCUACAGACUGCCGAAGAGCUCGUCAGUCCUUCACGUGUGUCUGUGAUUUUUAAGCUACCACACAAUAAAGGUUUACCAAAGGAGA
This is a messenger RNA of Electrophorus electricus (electric eel), 5410 nucleotides long. Lineage: Eukaryota; Metazoa; Chordata; Actinopteri; Gymnotiformes; Gymnotidae. The record is from RefSeq and is a predicted model, not a curated record.